This is a messenger RNA of Quercus robur (English oak), 1974 nucleotides long. RefSeq lists its product as uncharacterized. The coding region runs from base 171 to 1742 and encodes 523 amino acids. NCBI's taxonomy places the organism in Eukaryota, Viridiplantae, Streptophyta, Magnoliopsida, Fagales, Fagaceae. The transcript has 5 exons. The record is from RefSeq and is a predicted model, not a curated record.
CGGUAAUAAUGGACCCUUAUCUUAUCACAAGGACGGUAAAAAGUAAAAACCAAACUCAAAGAUCACAGCUUUACCAGUUGCUUCCAUAGCAAGCUCCUAACCCUUAAAUUUUCCCAAAAACCACUCACAAAACCCUAAUGCCAAUUCCCAAUUCUUAAAUCACGUUCACGAUGGACCCAGACAUUUGCCGAUGGAUUUCCGAAUUCCUAAUGCGAAGCACGGCGCCAGACCACGUCAUCAAGAAGCUCCUCCAAGUAUUACCGGUCUCCGGCGCCGACUCUCGCUUCAAGAAGACCGUCCUCCUCCGCACGAUCCGGUCCGAAAUCGCCGCCGCAUCGGUUUCCGAAACGACGCUCCAGACAUUGGAACUGAUCGAAGAAAUGGAUCGAAGCGAGGGGGUCGAGGUCAGAGACUCGUUGAAAGCGGCGUACUGUGCGGUGGCGGUGGAGUGUACGGUCAAGUAUUUGUUGGGAAGCCCCGACAAGCACGGGGAGUAUUUCGAGGCGGUGAAGAGGGUGUGGAGGGGCAGGAUUGGUCAUUUGGAGAAGUCCGGGAAGAGCGAGUUGGUUUCGGACGAGUUGACUCGGUGGAGGGAGGAUUUGGAGGAGGCGCUUUGGGAGGCCAACACGGCGAAGAGGUUGAUGAAGUUGAAUACGAGGACCGAGGCUCUGCGUGCACUUAGGGUUUUUUUAGGAGAGGCUUGGGCGCUCAUGGGGCCUUCGUUUCUCGAGUCCGCGGCGGUGUUGAUAGAGCCCUCUGAUUUACAGAAUUUGAGUGGUGAUCAAAUGCCUGCCAACAAUGCCGGUGGAUUGGCUGCUGCGACGGUUGAAGCAGCCGAGCCUGCAGUGGCUGCGGCGGCGGCAGCAGUGGUGGAUUCCGGUAAUGUGGGUGAAUUGGGGGUGGAAGAAGAGAUAGGGGCGACGCAUCGGGAGCCGACAGUGAAUGGAGAGGGAAGUCGAGAAAUGGGUGUCAAUGAUAAACCUGCAGGGAGAGGUAAAGAAAUACAUAAGGGGAAUGUGCUUCCUAGAUGCAAGCACGUUACUUGGCAUAAACGCUCUAAAGGAGGAGUUAGGAUUACUGAAGAAGUGGACACAGAUGCAUCACCUAGCAAAUAUGAUUCCUUGCCUACCCCUGAAGUUAAUAUGAUAAAAGAAGCACUUAAAUCCAGCUCUUUGGAGUUAAAAGCAGUGGUGAAGGACCCACUUCCUGAUGCAUUACAUUUGUCUGAAACCAUAAUAGCUGACAUGGUGAAAAAAGAUAAGAGACAUGAACCUUCUGUAGAAAAUCAAAGUGAAAAAGACACAGAUGCACUCAAUCCAUCUGUUGACAAAAGCAUAGCUGCACAAACUACUGACUCUGGUUGUGGAAAUCAGUCCUGCAUUCCUCAGAGCAAUGCUACGCGACCAAGCUUAAUGGAGCGGAAUGGCACUGCCCAUACUUAUGAGUGGGAUGAUUCAAUAGAUGAGUCACCAGGAGGAAUGACCAAUCGUGCAGGUAGGCUUCACCUACCUAGCCCAAAGAGAAAGAUUGUUUCUCCUUUGAAGAAGUACGAGGUUACAAAGUUUGUUAGGAGGAGAAAAUUGAAGAGAUGGAGUUUAUUGGAGGAAGAUACUUUAAGGACUGGCGUGCAGAAGUAUGGUAAAGGAAAUUGGAAGCUCAUCUUGAAUUCCUAUCGCGAUAUUUUUGAUGAAAGAACAGAGGUUGAUCUGAAGGAUAAGUGGAGAAAUAUGACACGGUAUUGAUCCCACAAAACAGUCUUUCUUGAGUCUCAACAGUGAUACCUUGUAGUUUUCAUGACUGAGUUAUAUUCUCCUGUUCAUCUGAUUGCUUCAUAUGUUCAUACCUUAGCUAGGUUAUACAACACAAGUGAUGUAGAUUAAACGUAACUAUGUAGUCUCUUCCUUUUGGAUCCUGUUUCACAUGUAUAUAUUUUUUCCCCAUGAAUAAAAUGUAUGUCUUUUGGCAUUUCUGCAA